CCAAAUCGAUUUGCGUACCGAGAAACUAGCUAUCCAAAAAUUUAGGUGCUGACAGCCUGACAUUGACCCCUAUUUUUAGAGUGUCCUCGGAUAUCACCUGAUCGUUCGGCAAAUUCCACUCUCUUGUCAUCUUGAGUUGAUGUACAAACCAGUUUUAUCACUUCCCAUAUAUAAACAAACAAAGAAAGUCUACUUCUUUAUUUUUAAUCUCUAUAGAAUCAGUCGAAAGCCAAUUCACUUACCGUAAAUCCCAAGUUGAAGGUGUUCAACAGAACGUGCAAGAAUUCAUUUUUUCAUCAAAUUCGUCGACCCUUUUUGGUGUUUGAUCUAUUGUUUGUGUUACAUCCGAGUUUAGUGUUUGAUUGAUUUGAUUAGAGACAAAAGGGGGUUGAUCAAUCUUGAAAUUUUGGGGCGGUUCUGUUGCUUUUGAUUUUGCCCAUAAAGUGUUUGAUUGAUUGCUUGAAUGAAAUUUUGAGGGAAGUUAUGGAUAAGGAGGUGGAUGUACGGAAACAGAAAGUGGAUGUUCCUGAGACUGUGGUCACUAUCAGAUUGGAUGAAGAUGCGGAAACUGAAAAGUCAAGAAUUGGUGGGGAAGAGGGAGAUUCGGAUGUGAAGGGAAAUGGGUCGGAAGGGAAUGAGGUGAAAGUGAAGGAUUUGAAGAAGGGUGAUGAUUUUUCGACUGUAAUUGAUGUGAAGUGUGAUGGUGGUGAUGGGAAAUUGGGAGAGGAUUGCCAAAGGGUUUGUAGAAUUUGCCAUUUGAGUACAUCUGAAGCUGAAAAGAAUUUGGUGGAUUUGAUUGAGCUUGGUUGUGGUUGUAAAGGAGAGCUUGGAUUUUUGCAUUCUCAUUGUGCUGAGGCAUGGUUUAAGCUGAAAGGAAACAGAGUAUGUGAAAUUUGUGGGGAGGUCGCACAAAAUGUUACUGGUGUCAGCAAUAACAGAUUUAUUGAAGAGUGGAAUGAUGCAAGAUCUACUGCAAGUGGUACUGGCUCAACCGAAACGACUAGAGGUUACUGGCAUGGGCAGCCAUUCUGUAACUUCUUAAUGGCGUGCCUGGUAAUAUCAUUCGUGUUGCCAUGGUUUUUCCGUGUAAAUAUGUUUUGAUGAGGUAAAGAGGGUAUAUAUUUACUUACUUCCUCAUUAAAAUAGCGUAGAUAGCAAUUGUAUUUGUGUUCAGUACUUACAAACAGCUGAACUUUUAUCACAUUUGCAUUGUUUUGCUUGAUUUGGGCAAAUUUCUUGUUGAUACUCAGAAUAUUUUGGAUACUUAAUGAAGAAGGGCCAAUACUGCCAGCUAAAUAUAGUCUUUGGCUGUAUAAAGUUUCAACA
Molecule: messenger RNA, 1326 nt
Organism: Solanum dulcamara
Lineage: Eukaryota; Viridiplantae; Streptophyta; Magnoliopsida; Solanales; Solanaceae
Exons: 2
Coding region: 484-1101 (205 amino acids)
Molecular function (GO): zinc ion binding
Source: RefSeq, a predicted model, not a curated record